Acanthisitta chloris (rifleman) is the source of this 2631-nucleotide messenger RNA. RefSeq names its product fer-1-like protein 4. The record is from RefSeq and is a predicted model, not a curated record. Lineage: Eukaryota; Metazoa; Chordata; Aves; Passeriformes; Acanthisittidae. Gene Ontology annotation, biological process: plasma membrane organization. The transcript has 20 exons. The annotation marks the transcript as partial.
CUUUUCCGUUGGCCUCACUAUGGGAAGCUCAUCAUGGGUGAAAUGCUGUCCAUUAAGGUUUACAACUGCAGCAAGGUGUUCAGUAACAGGCUGCUCGGUACCCUCGUCCUCAGCCUUCAGCACCUGAUGACAUCCGGGAGGCUGAUCCUGCGGGAGGCCCUUGUGGACAGGAACCAGAGAGUCACUGGUAUCUACAUUGAGUUGGAUUUGCGCUACCAGCCUCCAAAUGGCUCAGCAGGGGCCUGGGUUGAAGAGGACUUUGUCUAUCAGAUGAAAGACAGUUCAGAGUUGAUCAUCUGCAAUCCUGGAUUUGAGGAGCAAGAGACUGCUGAGGGUCUGAGAGCAAGUGAGCUGGACAGGAAGGCAGCUGCACUGGGCAGGAAGCUGGCAAAAGGCCUGGAGACUGAGGAGGAGGAGGAGGAAGAAGAUUUCUAUGAUACAUCUGAGAUGGAAGUCUCAGGCAUCAUCUUCAGCCCUGUGAAGAGCCGCUCCAGACUCUGCUCCGCACGGGACCUCUUUGCUAUCCCAACCCCGCAGAGCUUCCAGGUUGGCAUUAAUGUAAUUGAAGCCCAGAAGCUGGUGGGGGUGAACAUUAACCCCUUUGUUGUAGUCAAGGUUGGAGAAGAGAAGAGGCACACAGCGACGCAGAAGUCAACAAACUGCCCCUUCUACAAUGAAUACUUUCUGUUUGAAUUUCAUGAGCCAAGGGACAUUUUAUUGCAUAGACUCAUAGAGAUCUCGGUUUUUCACUCAAAGAAGAUCCCAUUCCUGGGAACGUGCAUAGGAACGUUCAAGAUGGAUGUUGGGACAGUGUACAGCCAGCCAGAUCACAGGUUUUUCCAGAAGUGGGCAGUGAUCAGUGACCCCACGGACACCCGGGCGGGUGUGAAAGGCUUUGUGAAGUGCAACAUCUCUGUCACCGCACGUGGGGAUGUUGUGGGCUCCCUUCCCACCUCCUCCAGCAGCAGGGAUGAGGAUAUUGAAAGGAACCUGCUGCUGCCUAAGAGAGUCCCUGCAGAGAGACCCUGGGCCAGGGUCUGCGUCAAGCUGUAUCGUGCCGAGGGCCUGCCCAGUAUGAGUGCAGGCAUCAUGGGUGGUUUGUCCAAGAUCAUAGGGGAGAGAAAAGUCUUUAUCGACCCGUAUGUGCAGGUCUCAUUCUGUGGGCAACAGGGGGAAACAUCAGUGGAGACCAACACCACUGAGCCGGAGUGGAAUGAGCAGAUCAGUUUCAUCGAGAUGUUCCCACCUCUGUCCAGGAAGAUAAAGGUCCAGGUGCUGGAUGAUGCCAAUGUUGGUGACGUGGCCAUUGCUACACAUGGCAUCGACCUGCAGGAGAUCUCAGACCCUGACAGGAAUGGCUUUAACCCCACGUUUGGCCCAGCCUGGGUGAACCUGUAUGGCUCCCCCCAGAACUCAGCUCUGCGGGACAUCCACAGGGACCUCAAUGAGGGCAUGGGCGAGGGCAUCUUCUACCGCGGACGCAUCCUCAUGGCCGUCACAGUGGAGAUCUUCAGCAGCCCCUGCAUGGCAGAGAGGAAGCUUGGAGACAGGAGGAGAAGUGCCCUAAGCAAACUGAAGCUGAAGAAGAAAAGUAAAAAAUCCAAGGAAAAAGCCAAAGAACUGAGCCAGCUGCAGGGAGAGGGUGAGGCUGGGAGCUCUCAGGAGGCCGAGCAGCCUGGGGAAGUCACUGUGGAGGUGGAAGAGCUUCAUCCGCUCCCCGAGAAUGCUUUGGGAAGAAAGGAAGAAUUCCUCCUCUUUGCUGCCUUCUUUGAAGCCACAAUGAUGGACUCCUCUCUCAGCUCUAAACCUGUCAGCUUUGAAAUCUCUAUAGGAAACUAUGGCAAAUCUGAAGAGGCUGUGACCAAAGGAUGGCGAAUGAUGGAAAAGGGAGAGGUGAAAGAAGAAAAGCAGCCUCUGCUGGAUGCUAGUUCAGAUAGUGAACUGGAUGCUGAAGUCCUGACCAGAGCUUCAACACCACGGCACAAGUCAGUGACGAAGAGCCAGAGACCAGAGCCCAUGGAGUAUGACAGGUCAUACUGCUGCCUGCCCAUGAUGCAUGAAAAACCCUGCGUGUAUGUGUGGAGCUACUGGGAGGAUCACGCCUGGAGACUCUGCAUUUCCAACUGGAUUGUCAAGCUGGCAGAACGCCUGGAACAGGGGCUGGAUGAUGUGGAGAAGCUCUUGAGAAGACCAAAGGCUAAAGCAGAAGAACGACUCAGAGAGGUGCUAGAGGAAUUUGUAGCUGGAUGCAGGCAAUAUUCACUCAAUGCAGAGAGAAAAACGAUGGCACAUCCAAACAACCUGGACAUGUGUCGGACAAAAUACUUGCUGCGCAACGUCAUCCUGCACGCAAAGCAGGGGCUCCGUUUGAGGCGCUGGCUGACUCGAGACAAUGUCAAGGAGAAGGUUAAGGAGACAAGGAGGAUCCUGGCUAAGCUGCGCUUCAUGGCUAAAGAGGGCUCCCCCGAGUUCCUUGGGCAGGCCUUUGCUGUCCCACAGGUGAAGCUGGUUGAUGAGCCAUACACCAAACCUGCCCUGCAGUUCUUUGAUUUCUUCAGAGGCACCAAAGCAGCAGGAGAACUCAUUGCCACUUUUGAGCUGAUUGAGCUGGAUUACAGUGGCUACUUGGAG